Molecule: messenger RNA, 6514 nt
Organism: Salvelinus fontinalis (brook trout)
Lineage: Eukaryota; Metazoa; Chordata; Actinopteri; Salmoniformes; Salmonidae
Product: disintegrin and metalloproteinase domain-containing protein 12-like
Exons: 23
Coding region: 442-3357 (971 amino acids)
Biological process (GO): proteolysis
Molecular function (GO): metalloendopeptidase activity
Source: RefSeq, a predicted model, not a curated record
UACCCUCGCGGCGCUAGGACCCAACGUAUAUAGUCCUUGCAAGCGCACAUGGCCAUUGUAGAUUGUAGCGGCUCUGAUGUAAAAUAGUACGCUGGUCUCGUGAAUCAGAUUUCUUAUGUAGGCUAUCUCUCUCUGUUUUCUGUCGGACCCGCUUACUUAUAAUUCUUCAAACUCACUUAUCAAUGUCUUGGAGACAUUACUUACUGCCAAGUCCUUGAGUGCCGCACGCAGGGAUUUCAGCAUGCUUGGAUGAAAAGUUUUUGACAGCUCCUCUUUCGUGGUCCGGCUAUAAGAAGUCAAUACUUGUUCUUCCUCUGUUUCGGAGCUGACCCCACUCUACUGCUUGCAUCCCGUAUCUGUCAAUCACUCGUGGACAGCAUAUUAUGGUCGUGUCGGUGCAAUAAUUCAUCCUGAACGCAUUUCUUUUCUAAAUCGGGCAAAAUGACUAACUGCCGUUGGAAGAACUUUGCAUUUCUAAUUGUUUUUCAUGUCUUGUCCAUGUCAACAGCAACGGGCAAUACAGACAACACACUUCUGAAUUUACAUGAUGGGAAAAGCUUGGACCAGAGUGUGCUGCACAGCGCUGUCCCUAAGCCCCAACGCUAUGACACCACGGUACCUCUCCUGCUGGAAGGGCGGCAGCGCAAACCACUCAGCCAGCUCAAGUCCAGGAGUCAUCCUGCAUCACUGAAGCUAGUGGUGGAGGCGGAAGGUGAACAACUGGUCCUGGCACUAGAAAAAAACCAGGGCCUGUUUGCAAGCCAUUACACUGAGACACAUUAUCUGGACGAUGGCAGUGCAGUCACUGGUGCUCACAACUUUACGAAGAACUGCUACUACCAUGGAAAAGUGGAGGGCCACACUAACUCUGACGUCACUCUCAGCACCUGCUCUGGCCUCCGGGGUUUCAUCUCACUUGAAAAUAAGACCUUCAUCCUUGAACCAUCGUUGUACCAGGACAAUAAUAAACACAUCAUCUACCGAGGGGAAAACCUCAACCUGUCCCCAGGAACCUGUGGUCAUGGCUUCAACAUGUCCUCUGUUAUCCCUGACAACCAUCUGAGAAGCCCUUUCAGAACAUUCAGCACCAGGAACAAGAGGCACGCUCAGAAGACUACCAAAUAUGUAGAGCUGGUCAUCGUUGCAGACAACAGAGAGUUUCAGAAACAGGGGAAGGACGUUGAGAGGGUGAAGCAGAGACUGGCAGAGAUAGCCAAUUACGUAGACAAGUUCUAUAGGGUCCUGAACAUCCGUGUGGCCCUGGUGGGCCUGGAGGUGUGGAGCGACGCUGAUAAGUGUCCUGUCACUCAGGACCCCUUCAACACCCUGCAUGAGUUCCUAGACUGGAGGAAAGUCAAACUACUGCCUACGAAAUCACACGACAACGCUCAGCUCAUCAGUGGGGUGUACUUCCAGGGUACCACCAUUGGCAUGGCCCCCAUCAUGAGCAUGUGUACAGUGGAGCAGUCUGGAGGCAUCGUCAUGGAUCAUUCGGAUAAUCCCCUGGGCGCGGCUGUGACUUUAGCACAUGAGCUGGGGCACAACUUUGGCAUGAACCACGACACUCCAGAGCGGGGGUGUGGCUGCAGGAUGACAGUGGACCGCGGGGGCUGUAUCAUGACCCCCUCCACUGGGUACCCCUUUCCUACGGUAUUCAGCACCUGCAGUAAGAAGGACCUGGCCGCCAGUCUGGAGAAGGGAGUGGGGAUGUGUCUGUACAACAUGCCUGAGGUCAAGGUGCUCUACGGGGGACAGAAGUGUGGCAAUGGAUACGUGGAGGAGGGAGAGGAGUGUGACUGUGGAGAACUGGAGGAAUGCAUGAACCCCUGCUGCAAUGCCACCACCUGCACCCUGAAGGGGGAUGCCGUGUGUGCCCACGGACAGUGCUGCGAGGACUGCAGGCUGAAGCCUGCUGGCACACCGUGUCGAGAGUCUAGUAACUCCUGUGAUUUGCCAGAGUUCUGUACUGGUGCCAAUCCCCACUGCCCUGCCAACGUGUACCUGCACGACGGUCACUCCUGCCACAACGUGGAUGGAUACUGCUACAACGGCAUCUGCCAGACUCAUGAGCAGCAGUGCAUCACGCUAUGGGGACAAGGAGCCAAACCUGCCCCAGGGAUCUGCUUUGAGAGGGUCAACUCAGCAGGAGAUCCUUACGGGAACUGUGGGAAGGACUCCAAAGGAUCGUUUGCCAAAUGUGAAGCCCGAGACGCAAAGUGUGGCAAAAUUCAGUGUCAAGGAGGGGCCAACAGGCCUGUGAUUGGCACCAAUGCCGUCUCCAUAGAAACCAACAUCCCUCUUCAGGAAGGAGGGAGGAUCCUGUGUCGGGGAACCCACGUCUACUUGGGUGAUGACAUGCCCGACCCUGGACUGGUUCUGGCUGGCACCAAGUGUGGAGAGGGCAUGAUGUGUCUGAAUCGUCAGUGCCAGAAUGUCAGUGUGUUUGGAGUGCACCAGUGUUCAGGGAAAUGCAGCGGACGAGGGGUGUGUAACAACUUGGAGAACUGUCAUUGUGAGGCGCACUGGGCUCCUCCCUUCUGUGAGAGUGCGGGGUUUGGGGGCAGCCUCGACAGUGGACCAAUGAGAUUGUCAGAUGUGCGUGUGUGUGUAUUAAUGUGCGUGUUGUCGUAUGUGACGUCAGCCGACAGCAGGGUGGUUGCUGUGGCAAUCCUGGCCACCCUCCUCAGCCUUAUGGGUGCUGGGUUCCUGGUAUUCCUUAAGAGGAAGACUCUGGUCCGUCUGCUCUUCACCAACAAGAAAACCACCAUGGAGAAACUGAGAUCAGUUGGGUCGACCAGACCAGCCAGCCCCAACCAGACUCAGUCCAUGUACAGUCCACGACGCAAGCCCCUAGCCAAGCCUCCAGGUAGCAGCAUAUACAAGCCAUCACACCUGAGUUCGGAGCCUCUCCUCCCUCCACACAGUUUCCACUCCCACAGCUUGCGGCGGCUGCCCCACUACCAGCCCCUCCACAUCAGCCACCCCAUGCCUGUCUCCCUGAGUGUGGGUCAGCAGCCCCUGCCACCGGUCCCACCCCACCACAAGGCUCUGCCGGCCCACACCGCCCUCUCCCCACCACGGGCACAGCCCUUCCACAGCCUGCCCCGACAGCAGCCCUACAGAAUGGACCAGGACUGUGAGAAACCCAGUCCACCCCAGAAGCCCCUGCCUGCAGACCCUCUGGGAAGGAGGGCUCGGGUGGGACGCAGCACCUCGGUGGUAGGGGUUCGCCUCCCUGGACCCAUCCCUAUCCCCAUCCCCACCGUACCCAGACCCCUGCUCACCAAUCCACAACUGAACAGACCUGCACCCAUACAACCCCCGAGACUGCCAAAGACUCAUCAUUUUGACCGCUGAUCUCAACGAAGAUCUGAUGGAAUGGAAAAGUGGAGCGCUCUAUGGAUGGAGACCCAUAUUUGCACUACAAGAAUACCAGACCUUUGCAACUUUGAAAGUGUCUCAGAGUUUUAGGGAAAGGAGACUGACUUCAAACCUUGGUGCUGUACCUUUGCUUUUGUUGUCCUCGCUCAGGUACAAAUGAACUAUUUAAUGUCUAUAUUUAUUAUUACCGUGUGCACAGUGCACUCUGGUAGACCCUAUUGACAGUAGCAUAUUGAGACUUGGAUCGCUGUUGGUGAUUUUUUUUUUUUACCCCCAGCAAAAUCAGAAGACCAGUUUGCCAUAUAAUGGAGGGUAUGUUUUUAAAUAUACAGUUAAGGAGAGACAUACUGAAAAAAAGUAUUUUAUUUUUAUCCUGUGAAGUUCUUAGAAUAAUUGAAGAGAGAAACACAGAUUGGGUUAAAGUUAAAGGGAAACAGAGCACUGCAUGGAACACUUUGAGAGUAACUUGUAGCUCACUAAGCAGCAGUGUUAGGGACUGGGAAUUUUUGUUCAGUUUAUCAUUAAUAAGAACUGCUUUUACAUUCAAAUGCGUCCACUCACUUCAUAAUCAGAAACGGUGUUGACUGACAUGUUGGACGUAUCAAUUGAGGUGUGUUUCGACUAAUCCAAUUCAGUGCAAAAGCAAGGGAAUUGUUCAGAAUGGACACGUACUUGAGAAUUGACUGUUACGUGAUCUUUGUAUUCAUACAUGAUCUUUAUUCAUAUACAGUUGAAGUUGGAAGUUUACAUACACUUUAGCCAAAUACAUUUAAACUCAGUUUUUCACAAUUCCUGACAUUUAAUCCUCGUAAAAAUUCCCUGUCUUAGGUUAGUUAGGCUCACCACUUUAUUUUAAGAAUGUGAAAUGUCAGAAUAAUAGUAGAGAGAAUGAUUUAUUUCAGCUUUUAUUUUUUUCAUCACAUUCCCAGUGGGUCAGAAGUUUACAUACAGUCAAUUAGUAUUUGGUAGCAUUGCCUUUAAAUUGUUUAACUUGGGUCAAACGUUUCGGGUAGCCUUCCACAAGCUUCCCACAAUAAAUUGGAUGCAUUUUGGCCCAUUCCUCCUGACAGAACUGGUGUUACUGAGUCAGGUUUGUAGGCCCCUUGAUUGCACAUGCUUUUUCAGUUCUGCCCACAAAUGUUCUAUAGGAUUGAGGUCAGGGCUUUGUGAUGGCCAUUCCAAUACCUUGACUUUGUUGUCCUUAAGCCAUUUUGUCACAACUUUGGAAGUAUGCUUGGGGUCAUUGUUCAUUUGGAAGACCCAUUUGCAACCAUGCUUUAACUUCCUGACUGAUGUCUUGAGAUGUUGCUUCAAUAUAUCUACAUAAUUUUCCUGCCUCAUGAUGCCAUCUAUUUUGUGAAGAGCACCAGUCCCUCCUGCAGCAAAGCACCCCCACAACAUGAUGCUGCCACCCCCGUGCUUCACGGUUGGGAUGGUGUUCUUCGGCGUGCAAGCCUCCCCCUUUUUCCUCCAAACACAACGAUGGUCAUUAUGGCCAAACAGUUCUAUUUUUGUUUCAUCAGACCAGAGGACAUUUCUCCAAAAAGUAUGAUCUUUGUCCCCAUGUGCAGUUGCAAACUGUAGUCUGGUGUUUUUAUGGCGGUUUUGGAGCAGUGGCUUCUUCCUUGCUGAGCGGCCUUUCAGGUUAUGUCGAUAUAGGACUCGUUUUACUGUGGAUAUAGAUAUGUUUCUACCUGUUUCCUCCAGCAUCUUCACAAGGUCCUUUGCUGUUGUUCUGGGAUUGAUUUGCACUUUUCACACCAAAGUACGUUCAUCUCUAGGAGACAGAAUGCGUCUUCUUCCUGAGCGGUAUGACGGCUGGUCCCAUGGUGUUUAUACUUGUGUACUAUUGUUUGUACAGAUGAACGUGGUUCCUUCAGGCAUUUGGAAAUUGCUCCCAAGGAUGAACCAGACUUGUGGAGGUAUACAAUAUUUUUUCUGAGGUCUUGGCUGAUUUCUUUUGAUUUUCCCAUGAUGUCAAGCAAAGAGGCACUGAGUUUGAAGGUAGAUCUGGAAAUACAUCCACAAGUACACCUCCAAUUGACUCAAAUGAUGUCAAUUAGCCUAUCAGAAGCUUCAAAAGCCAUGACAUAAUUUUCUGGAAUUUUCCAAGUUGUUUAAAGGCACAGUCAACUUAGUGUAUGUAAACUUCUGACCCACUGGAAUUGUGAUACAGUAAAUUAUAAGUGAAAUAAUCUGUCUGUUUACGAUUGUUGGAACAAUUACUUAUGUCAUGCACAAAGUAGAUGUCCUAACCGACUUGCCAAAACUAUAGUUUGUUAACAAGAUAUUUGUGGAGUGGUUGAAAAACGAGUUUUAAUGACUCCAACAUAAGUGUAUGUAAACUUCUGACUUCAACUGUAUACCCUAAUAUUUGAAUUGGCAGGCUAUUGGACCCAAUUACAGAACUACCCCAAAGAACAGUAUAUCUAACCUUGUAAUUUUUCUCCACUGGCAAACUUGAACACGUUUACUAAUUGACAAAUGGUGUUGGGCUCUUACAUACCCUUAUUAGUUCAUGUUAGGACCACAAACUUGAAGAAUAUGCUGUAUUCACUACUUCACGAAAUAAUCAACUCUCUUACACACAGCUUGGAGUAUUUGCUGGCAGUUGUGCAAUACGUAAUGCUCCCAGCGGAGCAAGGAGUGUGAUAUGACCUGACCCUGCCGGGUUUCAGAGAAUUACAGCAACACCAAAUAAUGCAAUAUAACAGGGCUUGUGGAGGAGCGUGCUACAUGAACUAUCUUAACUCACUUGAUGCUGUAGUGUCAGGAUGACUUCAGUGUUGUGAACAGUCCAAAACCCAACCGAUGUUUUAUUCAUUUCUGUAUUUUCAAAGUUCACUCAGACAAAAGUAUGGCCAAGUGGUUUGGUUUAUGAGGUAAUUCCCAGUACUUGACAUAUUUAUCACUAUUCAUUUGAUAUUGGAGCUUGGUGUCACACAUUGGUAUGCAAAUCUCCUUUGAAGUUUUCAAGACUCCCAUUAAGUUUAAUUUGUCCAUUGAAAUAUUACAGUCUAUUACAAGACAUACUCCCAAUACCUGUAUUGAGUGUUGAGUUUUUGUCCCUUUAAACUUGACCAACAAUUUGUGCACUUUUAGAUUUCCAGUACAUUAAAAUGUCCAAAUGAAA